UUUUUUUUUUUCUCUCUCUUCAUUUCUUUGUUAUAAAGGACUCUUUUUUUUUUUAACGUUACUAUGCAAUCCAUCAAGUGUGUUGUAGUCGGCGAUGGUGCUGUCGGGAAAACGUGUUUAUUGAUUUCUUAUACUACAAAUGCUUUCCCUGGUGAAUAUAUUCCAACUGUAUUUGACAAUUACUCAGCCAACGUGAUGGUGGAUGGAAAACCUAUUAACCUUGGUUUAUGGGAUACUGCUGGUCAAGAAGAUUAUGAUCGUUUGCGACCUUUAUCUUACCCUCAAACGGAUGUAUUCUUGGUAUGCUUCUCAUUAGUUAGUCCUCCUUCUUUUGAAAAUGUUCGAACAAAAUGGUAUCCUGAAAUCAGUCAUCAUGCACCAAAUAUUCCUAUGAUCUUGGUCGGAACAAAGUUGGAUUUACGGGAAGACCCUGAAACUGUUGAACGAUUAAAGCAAAAGAAGAUGAGUCCUAUCUCUUACACACAAGCUUUACAAAUGACAAAGGAUAUUGGUGCUGAAAAAUAUUUGGAAUGUUCGGCUUUGACACAAAAAGGUCUCAAGAACGUGUUUGAUGAAGCUAUCCGUGCUGUUCUCUCUCCUGCCUCGGUACGAUCCAAGAAAAAGAAAGGUUGUUUGAUUUUGUAGAUUCUUUCCUUUCCUCCUUCUCUUUCCUUAUAUACUCUCAAUCACUUAGUUUACUUAUUCAAAUCGCGUUUGAUCACCCUGUCUACUUACUCUCCUUUUUACUUUUUUUUUUUUUCCUUAUCAUAUAUUAGUCACUUCUUAUUAUUGUUCCCUUUAUCUUAUUCCUUUACUUUUUUUUUUUUUU
Messenger RNA from Halteromyces radiatus, 829 nucleotides. Its product is annotated as rac protein. The coding region runs from base 64 to 645 and encodes 193 amino acids. Gene Ontology annotation, molecular function: GTP binding; protein kinase binding; GTPase activity. The transcript is spliced from 5 exons. Lineage: Eukaryota; Fungi; Mucoromycota; Mucoromycetes; Mucorales; Cunninghamellaceae. Gene Ontology annotation, biological process: actin filament organization; regulation of cell shape; regulation of actin cytoskeleton organization. Gene Ontology annotation, cellular component: cell cortex; cytoplasmic vesicle; plasma membrane. The record is from RefSeq and is a predicted model, not a curated record.